Molecule: messenger RNA, 1637 nt
Organism: Danaus plexippus (monarch butterfly)
Lineage: Eukaryota; Metazoa; Arthropoda; Insecta; Lepidoptera; Nymphalidae
Exons: 10
Coding region: 1-1452 (483 amino acids)
Source: RefSeq, a predicted model, not a curated record
AUGACGGCAAAAGAGUGCAAAGAAGAUGAUCCUGAUUUGGAUCAAACGAUAAGACAUUUCACCAACGGUCACGGCUAUCAAUUCGUAGUCUACGGACUAAAAAACGACGACAAUUCCGAUGAAGAGAACAGCAAUGAAGAAAACAAGAACGAUAGAAGGAAUGAAAGUAAAAAAUAUAGCAAUGAUGACAAACAUGACGGCAACGAAAGUAAGAAUGAGGAGGAAAAAGGUAAAAAAGAUAGCAUUGGAGACCAAAAAGACAGUAAAGAAAGCCCAAAAGAUAAUUUAGAUAACAAAAAUGAUGAAAAUGUGGACGAUAAAGGAAAAAAAGAGUUACGCGAAGACAAGAAAGAUGGUCCAGAAAUCGAGAUUCACGAUAGUGAAGACAAGAAAGAGAGCAAUGGAAUCAUGAAACAUGGUAAUGAAGACAUUAACGAGUCAAAAAAAACACGCCGUAAAAGGGCCAUUAGGAGUCCACCUCCGCCCCCGGUCCUGCCUCCCAUGGACGUGAACAUGUUUCCCAGCUUCAUCAGAAACAUGAUAUCAAACAUACCGGUCUUGAGGAAUAUGUUGGCUGAAACUGACACAGAAAGACCAGCUCAGGACGGAAGUAGGCCAAGAACCUAUGGUUUUCACCUUAACCAAGAUAAAGCCACAGUUUUUAACCAUUUAUACGACACGCCAAACUAUACUGGGAACAAAUUUAAUAAGAAUGGUGAAAGAAUAGAAAAAUCUAAAGCAGCCUAUGAACCAGACGAUUCUGAUAGCGAUACUGAUGAUGAUGAUUCUGGUGAUGAAGAUAAUGCAGGAACUGACGAUGAUGGAGACAAAGCUGAUGAUGGAGAUUACGGCGAUAAAGUUAAUUAUAUUACACCGUAUAAUGGGCUUAACUACAAGAAAACAGUAACAGAGGAGCCUAAGUUAAAGACGGGAAAUAAUAAGGACUGCAAGCAGAACAAACCGACUGGUGAAAAAAUUGUGUGUUUAAAACCGAAAACAGAGAAAAUUCGUGAAACAACAGAGAAUAUAAAUGUCCCAAUUUCUAAACCAAGAAAUAAUGACAAAGAUAACGUUAAAGAUAAAAUAGCAAUGUCCAUUAACAAGGCGAGGGAAGUGAUACCACCGAGGGUAAAAAAUGUUGGGCGAAAUCCCGCUCAACUUUCUUUCGAUGGAACGCCAAAGACCUUUGGACUGAAAUUAAUUGGAGACCACGGGUAUGUGUGGAAUGAUUUAUCUGAUCCCGGUAGUUACUACGAAGUUGGAGAACCGAACGAAGAUGAGGAUAAAGAAGACAAACAUAAACCUGAAAUCGUCAAACCAAAGCCGGAACCGAAACGACCAAAUAUCGUAAAAGAAUGCAAACCGAAUGAAAAUGACGUAAAAACUAAUGUGGUGACCACAGAAAACAAUGCAGUAACUGAGGACCCUAAAAAGGUAGGAGAGCCGAUUUAAACUAACUUAAUGUUAUUAUAUUGUUUCAUAUGGCGUUAGUACUGGCUUAUUUUCAGCCGAAUGUUGGACACAGGUUUUAGAAUUAUAUAGGAAACGAAAACUGUUACAUAUUUUGAAACUUAGAUAAUUUAUACAAAACUCUCUCUUCAUAAAUUUCCUCAGAUUAGGCUUUCAAUUUCAAUCAA